UCAAGGAAACGUGCACAGAUUAAUUAUUGUCAAAUAAAAUUAUUUUUUCAAAAUCUAGAGAAUGAAUUAAAUGGAGUAACGCCAGAUAACAUUUACAAUAUGGAAAAAACAGGAUUUCAUGAUGACCCUGGAAAAAAAAAACUUAUUUUUCAUCGAUCCUCUCGCCAUCCAGAACUUAUAAGAAACGCAACAAAAGCUUGUUACACUGUUGUUUUUUGUGGAAAUGCCUCAGGAAAACUAAUUCCACCAUUUUUCAUUUUUAAAGGAAAACACAGUUGGUCUGACUGGCUUUUCAAUGCACCAGAAGGAUCAAGAAUGGCAACUUCUUGCAGUGAUAUAACAUUUAUAUGUUUGGUACCCAAUUCCACACACCUUUUACAACCUUUAGAUGUUGGAUAUUUCUCGAGUUUAAAAGCUAAUUGGAGGUCAGUUCUUAAUCAAUGGCGUAAAACAUCCAGAGGAAAAAAGAUUAAUAACCUGCCAAAAAAUUUGUUUACGCAGCUCAUUAAAUCUACUCUUAAUGUUGGUAAAGAAAAUCUAGAACAUAAUCUCCAAGCAGGAUUUAAGGCUACUGGCAUAUAUCCAUUUGUACCAGAACAUGUUCUCUCCAAAUUACCCAGUUUUACAAAUAUAGAUAUUCAACUCAAUAUCGGAGAAUCGUUUAGGAAUUAUGUUGAUGAUAUUCAUCUUAAUUAUGAAGUAAGCAAAAAAUUUAAGUUACCAAUAACAGCAGGGGGAAAAGUGUAUCAGCCACUGAGGUAGAAGCAUCCUAUAAGGAAAGAGACAAUAAAAAAAAAAGUCAAGAUAAUAUUCGAGCAAAGAAAAGAGGAAGACCACUUGGAUCAAAUAAUAUGGUUAUGAAAAUAAACAAAAAACUUAAUAUUUUACAAAGAUCAAGCAUCGUAAAUGUUAAUCAAGUUAUUGAAGACAAUGAACAAGUUUUACCUGUAUCUCAAAAUGAUGCAGUUUUUUCAUUGGAGCAAAUAAAAAUCACUAUGUACAUGUUUUCCUUGAUCAUGAUUAUUUUGUAAAAGAGUUAGUUGUAACUCAAGACUAAAAUAAUGAAACACUAUAAUAUUUAGUUUUAUAGUCAAUGGUGUUUAUUUGUGGAGAAUUAUAUAAAAAUAAUGUCUUAAUUAUUUUUUCUUUUAUAACCUUAAAAAUUAUU
Messenger RNA from Hydra vulgaris (swiftwater hydra), 1168 nucleotides. The record is from RefSeq and is a predicted model, not a curated record. NCBI's taxonomy places the organism in Eukaryota, Metazoa, Cnidaria, Hydrozoa, Anthoathecata, Hydridae.